AAAAAAGAGAGAGAAGCUCACACCGAAGAAACACCCAUCCUGACUUCAUAUGAAAACCGAAUUAGCCCACAAAAGGAUGACAAAACCAGUACAAAACUCAUAACCAAAAAUCCCGCAGUGCCAAAGCUAGCUGGGCCAAAAGGAAAAGCUUCCAAAUGAAAGACGUUUCUCAGUAGCGGCAAAAGGUGAGCUACAUAGAUUAUACAGAUGAUCAUCCCCCAAGUAAAACCAAAAAUUAUUUCGUCCGUCUCAAAAUAAAUAACUUCGAUUCCAUCAUUUUUUGCAUACCAAAUUUGUUACAUGAGCCUCAAUAUUACGCUCUUGUAUGUUGUUUAAAAAAAAAAAAGAGUAAGUCAUUUUUAUGGUGACGCAAAUUACUAGUAGAGUUAUUAUUCCCCACACACACACACAGAGAGACAAAGGUCUUUAAAUUUCCAAAGCGGUUUAGGUGCACACCAACUCAGCAGUACCAAGCAGUACACAAACACCACAAACUUCCACACGCAAAUCGUAGAGACACAAAAGCACCAGAAAGUUGUUCGUCCCAAUACACAAAUAAAUACAACCCCCCAAAGGCCAAAGAGGCCAAGAUUGGCAAGAUCCUUUAGUACUGUGUAAAUUAUUAGGAAGAGAAUUGAUGGUUCAUUUGAAGUGUAGUACAUCUUUCCUUCAGAUUCAAGAAACGUGUCAGCAUCUUCUAGCCCAAGUCCAAAAGAAAAACAGAGCAAAAACAAAUUCUGUUUGGUUUAUUUGCCUUCCCAAUGAGUCCGUUUCUAACCUGAUAUUAAUUCCGCGUCAUUUCCCCCCUUUUCCUUCUUAUUUCCCAAUUCCCACCGCAAAAUGAGCUCAGGAAACUAGAAAAGGGAACCGGAGAUUCCAUUUAGAUUCCAUUUUCCCACCCACCCCCCCCCCCUCCAAACCCAAUCAAUUGAACCAACCAAAUUCAUUUACUCGCACUUUUCCCAGUUUGAUUCACCACCCCUCUAUCUCCAACAGCUCAGAAAAGAUUUUGCGUUUUAGCCCAGAUGGCCAGGUACUUCAUUAUUUUUCUCUAAUUAGCAUUCAUUCCUUAAUUGUUGUCCUCUUAAUUUCCAGUUCAUCAAUAGUGCUAAAAUAUCAUCAUCAUUUGGACCCUCCAAAAAAAAAAAAAAAGAAGAGAAAAGUUACUACCAUAAAGAUCCCUAGUGCGUCUUUCCUAGACCACUUUUUGUUUGUUUUGAACCAUAAAAAAAGAACCAUGGUUUGCGUUUUCCUCCUCAGUCGCUCACUAUAUCAAGCACUUCAGCGCCGUCAGCAGCAGCCUCCUCCUUAAACCUUGGGCUCAACUUUUUUCUUUUGAUAACCUCUGCUCCUUUUUUUUUUUAUAUAUAUAUAUAUAUUAAUCUCAAUUCUCAAUCAAAUCAUUGCCACCAUUUUUGGGUUUUUUUUUUUGUUUCUGACAACAUUAAAGAAUGUUGGUUUCGGUGUUUCUUGCUCUGUUCUUACCGUGCGCCGGAAUGAGCGCGGUGUUCUUGGUGUACAUAUGCCUUCUAUGGUACGCCGCCAGCACCAACGGCGGAGCGGCCAACGGCGGGGAGUUACAGUCGUCGUCUUUCCCGCCUGGGAAAGGUACUCAAGGAAAAGGGCUGUCUCCGUCGGAUUUAGACAAGCUUCCGAAGGUGACCGGAAAAGAAUUGGGUAUGGGAUCAGCGGAAUGUUGCGCGGUUUGUUUGGAUGAGAUUGCCGGAGAUGAACCGGCCCGGCUGAUUCCGGGCUGCAAUCACGGCUUCCAUUUACAGUGCGCCGAUACUUGGCUGUCGAAGCACUCUGUUUGCCCGGUUUGCCGGGCUAAGCUUUCGCCGGAGUUGUUCGACCCGCCUGAAAGUAAUCCUUGUUGAAAAAUGUUGGAAACUUUGAGAAGAGAGCCCAGAUAGAGAGUCGUUUUGUUUUUCUCCUUUUUUUUCUCGGUUUAUUAAAUUUUAGUUGAUUGGUCAUUCGUUGUUUCGUUUUCGAUUGAAUGAAUAUAUUGAGUUCUGCACAUAAUUAUGUUUUUUUUUCUUUCCAUGUCGUCUUGGUUUGCUUUCUUGGAAUGACUAGUUUUGAGGAAAUUCAAUCUUUCAAGUAUUUCAAAGGUGAAAUUAUCAUAUCAUCACGUAAAAUACUGCUAAAUCGAUUUCCCAGUCGGGAUGUGGUUUCGUGAUGGUGAUCAUCCUUGGCCUAAUAUAAACCAUAAAAGAAAUCAGUUGUCAAAUUCAAUUCUUUGUGAUUGUAUAUUUUCGGUAUGAAAUCCUGUAAAAUUGUGUUAUUAGGACUUGUAUUCAUGAACCCUGUGGGCUGUACUUCUAUUUUCUUGUUUGCUACAGGCCUACAAUAAUUAAUGAAAGCAAAUAGUAUAACAAAUCAGUAAAUGUUACAUCAUAUUAAUGAUUAUGCAAAUUUUGUCAUCAUAAAUAUGUGAACAUGCCGUGGACAUUAGGGAACUGAACCUGCACUGUACAUUUUAGUCUUGCUCUUUAAAUCUUC
Oldenlandia corymbosa var. corymbosa is the source of this 2502-nucleotide messenger RNA. NCBI's taxonomy places the organism in Eukaryota, Viridiplantae, Streptophyta, Magnoliopsida, Gentianales, Rubiaceae. The record is from the annotation of a GenBank genome assembly.